This is a messenger RNA of Anoplophora glabripennis (Asian longhorned beetle), 1870 nucleotides long. RefSeq names its product signal recognition particle subunit SRP68 (gene Srp68). The transcript has 4 exons. Bases 67 to 1767 code for a protein of 566 amino acids. The record is from RefSeq and is a predicted model, not a curated record. NCBI's taxonomy places the organism in Eukaryota, Metazoa, Arthropoda, Insecta, Coleoptera, Cerambycidae. Gene Ontology annotation, biological process: SRP-dependent cotranslational protein targeting to membrane. Gene Ontology annotation, cellular component: signal recognition particle, endoplasmic reticulum targeting. Gene Ontology annotation, molecular function: endoplasmic reticulum signal sequence receptor activity; signal recognition particle binding; 7S RNA binding.
UCAAUUCUUGACAUUUCGUGUAUCCGUGGAGAGGAACGUCUUUUAUGCCCUCGAAUAAAAUUUAAAAUGGGUGUUCAAGAAACAAAUCCAAACCCUACCCCUGAAGACACAAAUGGGAAACAGAAAUCCGACCCAGAACCCAUGAAGCAGUUUUCCAUAGAAAUUUUAAAGUUGAUAAAAGACGCCCAGCAACAGCACGGUUUAAGACACGGGGAUUACCAGAGGUACAGAGGUUAUUGUUCAAGAAGGGUCAGUAGACUUAGGAAGGUAUUGAAAAUACCGCAAGGAGACAGGAGGCAUUUUAAGAAACGGGAUGUCACAGAAGCUCAUAUUGCCAGCCCAAAGGCAGACGAGCGGUUUUUGCAUAUACCUCUGGUAUUGUCUGAAAGGUGUUGGGCUUACGCUAUGCAGUUACGUCAAGAAGCUAACACUGAACCCAGAAAAAAAUUCCAUUUGGUUCAAAAAUUGAGAAAAGCAUGCAUCUAUGCCAUGCAACUUGAUGAAUUAUGCAAGCAAGAAAGAUGCGAUGCUCGUACCCGCCUUGAGGCACAAGCAUAUGUUGCUUGGAUUCAAGGUUCUUUACAAUUUGAACUUCAACUUUGGCAACAGGCAGUAGAAAACCUAAAAAAAUCGCAGGUGAUCUAUGAAAAGCUAGCCUCGGCUUUACCAGAGGAAGAUCAAGCCCCUUAUAAACAAAGAGUUGAGGAAAUAGCUCCAAGCCUUAGAUACUGCGCUUAUAAUAUCGGCGACGAAAAGGCUGUUGAUUUGUUAGAGCUGCGCAGCCAAGGCGUGUUAGAAAAUUUCGAUGCUUUGGUGUCUCAAACUAAAGAGAAAACAGCUGCUAUUUUACACGAAGUUAAGUGGUUCAAUAUGAAAAUCCCUGUAAGAAUAGAGAGAGUUAGAUUAUUCUUAGUAAGCAUAGAAGGGUUGGACGAAUCUUUGAACCAUGCCGAGGACAACCAGGCCAAGAUAAAAAUCUUGGAAAAUUUAUUCAUCGACUUGCGUGAUGUUAUUUCCUUGACCAGAGAUAGUGCCCGUACGGAGAAACAAGAUCAGUUACUUUUAUCUUACCUGUUGUCUAUCCGUAUAGAACGCACUUCUCAGCGUAACUUGCUGUUAAUAAAACAGACUCGCAAACCGCAGGAUUGCGUCCGUUUACUUGAUAUUAACAUUCAGCAAACUACCGAACUGUCCCAGAAUGAGUCAAUUAAGGAUAACAAAGAUGCGCAAAAUUACUAUGAACUUCAGUUGCAGGCGUAUAAAACCUUACGUUCGUAUUACUUGGCGAAGACACACGUUUCUCAGAAACGUUGGAAGGAGGCUGUCGUUUUGUUCGAUUCUUCGGAUAAGGCCAUUAAAAAAAUAAAUCAAGGUAAUUUUAUUGCCGAGUUGAAACAACUGCUUUCCAACGUCAAGGAAAAUGCCGAAAUCGACACCGUAAAUGCCCAAGCUAACUUCGUAUUAGAUCAACAAGAAGACCAAGCCAUUCCUGUUCCUCAAAAGACGUAUAAAAGCAAGAAGCCGCUUAUCGAAAGGUUGGACGAAUUCAGAGAAGAACCCCAGUUGUUGUCCAAGAAUCCCAAUCUUGUCACUUUGCCUCCUCCCAUGGAACCCGUGCCCGCAAAGCCUUUGUUUUACGAUUUGGCGCUUAACUUUGUCGAAUUCCCUGAUCUAACGGAGAAGUUGGAAGGGGGGCAGCCCAAGCAGAAACAGGGGGCUGGAAUUUCUGGUUUCGUUAAGGGGUUGUGGGGAUGGGGAAAGAAAUAAGUGUUUAAUCAUAUCAUUUUAAUUUCAGUGCGGUAAUAUUUUGUUUAUUUUUUAUAGAGGAUUUGGACCUGAAAUGUUGCUUCAAAUAAAAUUGCAAGAAAAG